UGAUUAAUAGUUACUUUUUUAGAAUAUUAAUUACUUUUCCCCAACCUCCUCGUCAAUCACUAAUUAUCGACUGCCGUAUUUUUUUCGCAUAGCAGCAAAAAAAGAACUACGGCAUUUUAUACUUUAACCCUUUCAUUCUAGCUUCAUUGUUUAUAUACAGAAUGUCGACAAACUACACUUACGAUUACAUUAUAAAGUACAUUAUUAUCGGAGACACGGGUGUCGGAAAGUCAUGCCUACUUUUACAAUUUACUGACAGACGGUUUCAGCCAGCUCAUGAUUUAACGAUUGGUGUGGAGUUUGGGGCACGGUUUGUGGAUGUUGAAGGGAAAAAAAUUAAACUUCAGAUUUGGGAUACGGCUGGGCAAGAAUCUUUUAGAAGUAUAACGAGAAGUUAUUACCGCGGUGCUGCUGGAGCUUUGUUAGUUUAUGAUAUCACCAGGCGUGAAACCUUUGACCAUCUUCUCAUCUGGCUGGAGGAUGCCCGUCAACAUUCCAAUUCCAACACGACAAUAAUGUUAAUUGGUAACAAGAGCGAUCUUGAAUCUAAACGUGCCGUCUCCUAUGCAGAAGGUGAAGCAUUUGCUCAACAACAUGGAUUAUUUUUUAUGGAGACCUCAGCAAAGACAGCGGAUAAUGUUGAAGAAUCAUUUGUAGAUACCGCCAAAGAUAUUUAUGAAAAAAUUAAACAAGGGGUUUUUGACGUGUCAAAUGAAUCGAAUGGCAUCAAGGUUGGAGGACAUUUGCAACCCAAAACUUUACCACUUAAUACAGACAAUGGGAAUAAUUGUUGUUAAUACUAUUUUGGUUUAAUCAUCCUCACUCUGUUCAUCUAACUUAUACAUUAUAUUUUUACACACAUUACAUCAUAUGUUACUACUAUAUUGUAAAUGCAAUUCUUUUUUUCCUUUCCUUAAUACUU
This is a messenger RNA of Rhizophagus irregularis DAOM 181602=DAOM 197198, 922 nucleotides long. RefSeq names its product Ras- protein Rab-2A. The record is from RefSeq and is a predicted model, not a curated record. Gene Ontology annotation, biological process: vesicle-mediated transport. Gene Ontology annotation, molecular function: GTP binding; GTPase activity. NCBI's taxonomy places the organism in Eukaryota, Fungi, Glomeromycota, Glomeromycetes, Glomerales, Glomeraceae. Gene Ontology annotation, cellular component: Golgi apparatus.